UUAGGUUGGUAUUUGCGUGGUCUUGUGAUCGAACAGCUGAAGAAGCCAAGGAAGACGACGGGGAUUGAAGGCUGGAUUUUCCGAGUGAGAUUAUUUCUUAAAUUGACGCAAAGUUUUGACAAUAACCAUGGUGGACCGUGCGAAUAUCAAACAAAUGAUUCCGGCAUUGCCGGACGAGAAAAUUGAUAUGCUGGCAGCUACAAGUGUACUCCAGCAGCAAGCUGCUGAUAUUAGAAAUCAACGAAUUAAUUGGCAAUCAUAUUUCCAAUCACAAAUGAUAUCGAAAGAAGACUAUGAUUUUAUAGCAGCUUUUGAUUCAAGCGAUGCUAAAACAAGAGAGAAUAAGCUAAAGGAGAAUCCGCAUCAGGCAGCUAAAACGUUCCUUAAUUUGCUCGGUCACGUUUCAAAAGAUCAGACGAUUCAAUAUAUUCUUACAAUGAUUGAUGAUAUGCUGCAGGAAGAUCGCAGUCGUGUGGAAAUCUUUCGUGAACAUUCCACACGAAAACGAGAAUCUGUUUGGGGACCAUUCCUUAAUCUAUUAAACAGGCAAGAUGGCUUUAUAAUGAAUAUGACAUCACGCAUUAUAGCCAAGUUAGCUUGCUGGAGUCACGAUCUCAUGGAAAAAACUGAUCUUCAGUUUUAUUUAACAUGGCUUAAGGAUCAGCUGAAACUUAGUUUCGAUGCCCUUCAGGAUCACACAGACUUGCAUGCGGGACUAGAACAAGACACUGCUGUGGAGCAGGGCAAGGAAGCCAAUGAACUGCACGAAUUUCUCAAUCCGAAUAAUGAGUACAUUCAAUCAGUGGCACGAUGUCUCCAAAUGAUGCUUCGUAUAGACGAAUAUCGCUUUGCGUUUGUGUCCGUCGAUGGAAUCUCGACUCUCCUUAGCGUUCUGUCUGGCAGGGUAAACUUUCAGGUACAAUAUCAGCUCAUUUUCUGUCUGUGGGUACUUACUUUCAAUCCUCUGUUAGCUGAAAAGAUGAACAAAUUCAAUGUUAUACCCAUUCUUGCCGAUAUACUCAGCGACUCGGUCAAAGAAAAAGUAACACGUAUUAUACUUGCAGUAUUCAGGAAUUUGAUCGAAAAAGUAGAAGAUGGACAAGUUGCCAAGGAACAUUGCAUCGCUAUGGUGCAAUGCAAAGUAUUGAAGCAGCUUUCGAUAUUAUGCCAACGAAAGUUCGACGACGAGGACAUCACGGAUGAUAUCGAAUUCCUCAAUGACAAACUACAAGCAUCCGUGCAGGAUUUAAGUUCGUUCGACGAAUAUUCGACGGAAGUAAAGUCAGGUCGCCUGGAGUGGUCACCUGUUCACAAAUCAGGCAAAUUUUGGCGCGAAAAUGCCAGUCGUCUUAAUGAAAAGAAUUGUGAACUCUUGCGAAUUCUAGUUCAUUUAUUAGAAACUAGUAAAGACCCACUUGUUCUCAGCGUGGCCAGUUUUGACAUUGGCGAAUACGUGCGCCAUUAUCCACGUGGCAAACAUAUAAUUGAACAACUCGGCGGAAAACAACGCGUGAUGCAACUUCUCGGACACGAAGAUCCUAACGUUAGAUACGAAGCUCUCCUUGCAGUGCAAAAACUUAUGGUACACAAUUGGGAAUAUCUUGGAAAGCAAUUAGAGAAGGAACAGACAGGUGGAGCAUCUACCAACAAGCCUGGAACACAAGUACCGGCGAAAGCUUGAAUAUUUACAUUAUACAACUUGUACAAAUUUUCAGAUUUCAAGAGUGUUUCAAGAGUAUUAUAGUUUGCGUGAUAUAAUCUAUCAUCCGCUUAUUGAAAAACAUAUGUAACUGACAUAUUUACAUUCCCUUCCAUUCUAUAUAUAUCAUUGUAACAAAAGAUAUAUAAAUCGAAUUCUCUUUUGUGCAAUCUAAUUUUGUAACAUAACUGUUGAUCAAAUUAUGUAUAUAGACGAUGCGUUUUGCAUCGCAAUGGGUAUAUAAACGUUGGUGUAAGAAACUUCAUCGUGUAAUAACUUUAUGAAUAGAAUGUUGUCGAAUGUUAGAAAAUAAAAUUUUAUUCUGUU
Molecule: messenger RNA, 2026 nt
Organism: Pogonomyrmex barbatus (red harvester ant)
Lineage: Eukaryota; Metazoa; Arthropoda; Insecta; Hymenoptera; Formicidae
Gene: VhaSFD
Product: V-type proton ATPase subunit VhaSFD
Biological process (GO): proton transmembrane transport
Cellular component (GO): lysosomal membrane; vacuolar proton-transporting V-type ATPase, V1 domain
Molecular function (GO): protein binding; proton-transporting ATPase activity, rotational mechanism
Source: RefSeq, a predicted model, not a curated record